This is a messenger RNA of Sphaerulina musiva SO2202, 624 nucleotides long. RefSeq lists its product as uncharacterized. Lineage: Eukaryota; Fungi; Ascomycota; Dothideomycetes; Mycosphaerellales; Mycosphaerellaceae. The record is from RefSeq and is a predicted model, not a curated record. The coding region runs from base 77 to 601 and encodes 174 amino acids. The transcript has 3 exons.
UCUGGGGGAGUCUCCAGUGACUGAGCCUCUGGUACCAUACUUACGUCAGGCAAUACUUGAACAGUCUAUCCUUACCAUGGAUACCCAGUUCCAGCGUACAGAUCAAGACAGAACUGCCGUGUUGCCUGCACAUGUCCUCAGCCUGCCGCAUCCCGUCCGAAAGCUUCUUCUCACCCUCAGUUUCGAGAUUCCCAUCGGCCGACAAAAGUACCCAGCGGUCAUCUACACUGCCAAAGCUGGCAUGAGAUCUCUGCUAGCCCAACUGUCCGGCCUCCGAGCCUUGCACUUCUUCCUCAACAUCGAGCUCACGAGGCCACCGUGGGACCAUCAACCUUCGGCUUUCGAUGUGGGCUGCAGGAAAGGCUUCAGUGGGACCACUACCUUUCGACAUGCUGUUUCAGAGCUCCUCGAUGCUGCACAGACGGAGAGACCUGGUCUCGAGAUAUAUCUCGAGAUCAAAUACACCUACGAAGGCACCUGGCGUGGAACUUACAUGAAUCUGCCUCAGACUUACAAUGUCGCAAAGGGAGCCAUGACUUCCGAAGAAGUCUUGAAAGCGGCCGAAGCGAAAUGGACAGAGUGUCACUUCAGCCAAGGAUAAGUGGCAGACUUGACGAGAAUGUA